GCUCACUCACUCUUCAACGACCACUAAGCAAAUUCAUCUCAACAUUCAUGGCUGCUCUUCAACAUUCAUGGCUGUCUACUCUCAACACUACUGCUUUCUUCUCUUCCUCUAACCGUCAGAAGAACUCUCCUUUCAAACUAUCCUUCUCUCAAAAACCAAACUCGGAAGAAACAAGUCCUGAAUCCGCAGAGGGUCCUGUGGACCCUGUUAAGCUUCCUUUUGAGAGGGCUAAAGCGUAUAAGAAAAUGAAAGUGAACCCAGAUUCAAAAACUGAGCCGAACCCAGGAGAGGAUUCUGGCAGAGAUAGGAAAAAGACUGACGGAAGUAAGGAAAUUCCUGCUUCAGUUAAGGUUGCAUUGCGAAAAGCAAGAGAGUACAAGGAGAAUACAGGGGUUCUUGGUGGUGUGGACAAUGCCAGUGAGAGCAGAAUUGCUUCAGGAAUUGAUGUUUUAGGCAAGAACACUGAGAGUGGGGGUACCUCCCAGCUAGGCAAGACUGCGGAGAAGAAGGUUCAGAAGGAGGAAAAAUUGUUAAUCUCAAGCAUUGAUUUCGUAGGGCUUGAGUUUGCUGAUAAGAAAAAGAGCAGAGGACUACCAGCUGGCCUGGCUCCAGUUUCAGACCCUUUUCCAGAAGGCGAUUUGCCUGAUGUGGAGAUUAUUGUUGGGGACACCAGCAAGUUUGGGGAGGCAACAACAUCAGAGGAAAAGCAAACUACAGAAGAUAGCUCAGAAAUUUAUAAGCCGAAGGUCUCAACAUGGGGAGUCUUUCCUAGGCCUGGCAACAUCUCCAAGACGUUUGGUGGUGGAAGGACUAUUCGACCUGGGGAAGUGCUUGAAUCAGAAGAAGAUAAAGCUGCUAAAAAUGAGCGCACAAGGCAGUUGCUUACUGCUUACAAGAAGAAAAUUGGAUUGAAUGUUGACCCAAAGCUAAGAUCCGAGUGUGAGAAGGCAUUGAAGGAUGGUGACUCAUUAAUGGAUUCUGGGAAGCUUAAGGAAGCUUUAUCCUGCUAUGAAAGAGUAAUGGAGAAGAUGCCUUAUCAGAGUGAACUUCAUGGAUUUGCUGCUUUGCAAUGGUCUAUCUGUCAAGAUUCACUUCGUAGACCAAGUGAGGCUCGGAUUAUGUAUGAGAAGCUCCAGUCUCAUCCAAAUGCCAAAGUAAGCAAGAAAGCAAGGCAGUUUACAUUCAGUUUCAAGGCCAUGGAAAUGAUGAAGGUCACAGGCUCAAACCCCUCGCUAAAGAACACAGGCUACCAGAAUUAUUUUGAGGCAUUUAUUGAAGAUAAAGCCUACAACUCUCUGGAAGGGGCCGAAGUCACAGAAGGUGCACUGAACCAAGCCCUCCCAUAUGUGAUAUUCCUUCUUUCUCCCAUUAUUGCUGUAUUAUUCAUUGCUGUACAGAAAGGGUAUGCAAAUUAGUAUGCAAGGUAGAACUCACACUGUACAUGUUUCAUCAUAUCUUUCAAAACUAUAUUCAAAGAUUUCGUGAAUAUAUAGAUUUUUCGUCUAUAUGAUGCAUAAA
Molecule: messenger RNA, 1518 nt
Organism: Theobroma cacao (cacao)
Lineage: Eukaryota; Viridiplantae; Streptophyta; Magnoliopsida; Malvales; Malvaceae
Product: cytochrome C oxidase subunit
Molecular function (GO): protein binding
Source: RefSeq, a predicted model, not a curated record